AUGUACAUUCAGAACUUUGCAUCUGCCCAGAAAAUGGAAUCAGACUUGUUCAGUCUUGGUACGAUGAGUAUUGGCGCCAAGGAAGCUUGUCUUGAAUUUGGGCAUGAACUACGAUCCAACUCGCAACUCAAAUUCAACGUCAUCACACACCUUAUGGUAUGCGAUGGGAUUCCUCACUCGAAGCAGCUUCUCCCCGAGUGGAAUGGAGUUUGGCGCACGUCUUUCUGA
Messenger RNA from Botrytis porri, 228 nucleotides. RefSeq lists its product as uncharacterized. The record is from RefSeq and is a predicted model, not a curated record. NCBI's taxonomy places the organism in Eukaryota, Fungi, Ascomycota, Leotiomycetes, Helotiales, Sclerotiniaceae. The transcript has a single exon. Bases 1 to 228 code for a protein of 75 amino acids.